ACUCUGGAUAUUGACUUCAAAUGCCUACCUUUGUAGGGUAAAAAUUUGUUUGCACUGCAGAAGGUAGUGGGACAGAGUUAGCUUGUAAACUGAGCCUUUUACUUUCAGCACAGGGGAAGAUCAAGACAAAGCAACCUCAACUCUGACAUUCCUUUUAUGAAAAAGGAAUCUACAACUGCCAAGGACAACAAUUAAGAGGCCCAUCUUGGUGACAGUUGUCCCCUUAGUCAGUUGCCUCCAGUACCUAAUUCUUAAGGGCAGAAUACUUCCCAAGUUUAAGAAACUUGUGGUUAAUCGUUAAGAAGGGUACAGGGUACAGAUCAUGUUAAAGCAACAGUGGAAGCUUUUUUUUUGUGAGAGUACGCCUGUGCUGAGAAACAACUAGGCUUUGCAUUUAAGGGGACUUUGACAAUGCCAACUGCAGCUGCUUGCAAGAGCCCAGAAUGUGCCACAACAAGAACAAAGAGGCCAGAAAGUCAGCCAACAGUGCUAAACAGCAGCAAAGACGACAAUAGUAUGGAUAUUCCUGACGGAGGGUGGGGAUGGAUGAUUGUACUUAACUUUUUUCUGGUAAAUGUGGCUGUCAUGGGAACACUGAAAAGCUUUGCUAUUUUCUUUGUGGUCUUUCAAGAAGAUGUUGGUGGCUCUUCUGAACACAUCAGUUGGAUUGGCUCUACUAUGUCCGCUCUUCGAUUCCUAGCAGCUCCACUGGUAACCACAGCAUGUGAAAUACUAGGGGAACGGAAGAUAGCACUGAUUGGGUCAUGCCUGGUUGGUGCUGGCUAUCUUAUCAGCACAUUGGCCACUAGCAUCUCCUUCCUUUGUGUGUCUAUGGGAUUUCUAGCAGGACUGGGAUUUGCUAUCUUAUAUCAGAUAGCAGCUGUGAUGAUUGUCAAGUACUUCAAGAAGCGGCUGGCUCUAGCCAAUGCCAUUGGUCGCUCAGGAAUGGGACUGAGUGUUGCGCUAGCACCUCUUGUUCAAUUUCUGAUAGAUGUUUAUGGUUGGCAAGGUUCCCUAGUGAUAUAUGGUGGUUUGAUGUUGAACCUUGUACCUUCUAGCAUGCUACUCCGACCAAUUAAUCUGAAACAAAUGAAAUAUGUAGCUCCAAAAAAUGAAGACAACCAGAAAUGCAUACAUGGUACAUUUCCACAGAACAGCUCAAAUGAAGUAUGUGCUAUGGUGGAAUUCCCUAAUCAAGAAUGCUCAGAUACUAACAAGCUGCAACUGGCUGGAGAAGUCCAACAGGUAGCCCCAGUAAACUACAACUGUUUGGAAGCAACAGAGAAAGAUAACAUGACAAUCAGCUAUCCAAGUAGGAAUGAGAACCAAGCUAAUAGUCCAAGCUAUUUUCCUCCAAGCAAGGGUGGAAAUUCCAAGCCACAGCCUUUUUUCUGCAAGUGGUGUCAUUUAGAUUUUUCGGAGCUGAAAAACCCCUUCUUCUACAUUUUCACAUGGUCUUUUAUGUUCAGCCAGCUAGCCUACUUUAUUCCCACCUUUCACCUUGCAGCCAGAGCCAAAACACUGGGCAUAAACCCAAUGGACUCCGCUUAUAUCAUUUCAGUGGCUGCAAUAAUAGAGACAAUCUGCCUAUUGCUCUCUGGAUGGAUUGCAGAUCAGAACUGGAUCAAGAAGUAUCAUUAUCAUAAGGCAUACCUCAUUCUUUGUGGUAUUACUAACCUGCUGUGCCCCCUGGCCACAACCUUCCCACUACUUAUGGCCUAUUCUGUAACUUUUGCUGUUUUCAGUGGCGGCUACAUGGCUCUGUUGCUUCCUGUGCUGGUAGAUCUCGUAGGUGCCCCUCAAUUCCACACAGCUUUGGGACUUGCCUCAUUCAUUGCUGGAUUUGGAGUCAUCGCUGGGCCUCCCAUUGCAGAAACUGUAGAGACACCCACAUCUGAAAAGUUGCUUUUGGAGAGGAGCUAUGUCUAACAGAGACAAUAAAGGAUCAAGUUUUAGAGCCAACUGACAAAUUACAAAUCUACAAGUCACUGGAACCAAAAGGCAUCCACCCAAGAGUUUUUAAAGAAGUCCAAUGUGAAACUGCUCAACUUAAUUAAAACAUUUGUUUAAAACAUUGGUAUUUUGCCUUUUAGUAGAAUUUUCAAUCGAGAAUAAAUUCAAUUCAGAUAACUUAACACACUUUAAUAUUUAUAAAUAAAUUUAUAUUUAUAAAUAAAUAUUUAUAAAUAAAAAUAACAUACAAAAACCAAUAAAAUAGCGAGAAGCAAAAACAAACCAUUAGAACACUAGAUCAGCAAGUAAGAUUAGAGAUAUACCAACAAUUAAAAGCUCAGGGAAAUAAAGUUGUACUGUCUUGGCACUUAAAAGUUAGCAAAGUAGACCCUGUACAAGUGUCUCUGGGGAGGCACUUCCACAACUGGAGCACCACUACAGAAAUAUUAUGCUCCUAUCAUUACUUCCCUAACCCUUUAAUGUGGGGGCACCUACAGUGCUGCUGCUCUCAAGCAGUGGCCAAGUUCAUAUGGAAGGAGGUGGCUUACCAAAUUGGGAGCAGUCAAUCCAACAUCAGUUUUUAAAGAGAGGUGGAACCUGGAAAUGAGACUUUAACUUAACCUCUGCCCUAGCUUAACUGGCAGAAAGCACUGUUAAAGCUGGAAACGAUAAACAUACAGAACAAGUCUUGCUGAAGGAAAUCAGCAUGGCUUCUGCAAAUGGAAGUGCUUCCUUCAACUUUUAGAAUUAUUUGAGGAUGUCGUCAAACAUGUAGGCGGGGUGAUCAAAACAGACUUUAUGUACUUCCAAAAAGCUUUUGAAAAUGUCCAGCAAAGAGGACAGAUUGUUAGGAUUAAUAUUCAAACAAGAAGUAGUAGAGGGCAGGAGUAUAUGGAUGUUUGAAUAAUGGAAAGAAGCUGUGAAUUUUCUCAAGAACCUGUAAAAAUAUUAGCAUUAAACAUGCUGUUUAACUUAUUUAUAAAUGGGUAUAAAUGGGUAUUUAAGAGAGCGUCUUCUUCGCUAUGAGCCCCACCGCCCAUUGAGGUCACUUGAGGAGGUCCGUCUCUAGUUGCCGCCAACUCAUUUGGUGGCUACACAGAGACGGGCCUUCUCGGCUGCUGCCCAGAGAUUGUGGAAUGCGCUCCCUGCUGAGAUACGAUCCUCUCUCUCUGGCAUUUUUUUUAAAAAACACCUGAAAACACCUCUCUUCAACCAGACUUUUUCAGCUUUUUAAAAGUUGUUUUUAAAUGCUUCUGAUUAUUUAAUUGUUGUUUUACGGUGUUUUUAAUUGUUAAUUAUUGUUUUUAUGCUUUAUAAUUUUUGU
Hemicordylus capensis (graceful crag lizard) is the source of this 3277-nucleotide messenger RNA. RefSeq names its product solute carrier family 16 member 4 (gene SLC16A4). The coding region runs from base 412 to 1929 and encodes 505 amino acids. Gene Ontology annotation, molecular function: monocarboxylic acid transmembrane transporter activity. The transcript is spliced from 8 exons. Gene Ontology annotation, biological process: monocarboxylic acid transport; transmembrane transport. The record is from RefSeq and is a predicted model, not a curated record. NCBI's taxonomy places the organism in Eukaryota, Metazoa, Chordata, Lepidosauria, Squamata, Cordylidae.